AUGCUCCGCUCCACCAAAGGCGCCUCCAAGGCGCGGCGGGACCAGAUCAACGCCCAGAUCCGCGCCCUGCGCGACCUCCUCCCGCUGCCCGACGGCGACCGGCCGCGCCUCUCCUACCUGCACGUCAUGGCCCUCGCCUGCAUCUACACCCGCAAGGGCGCCUGCCUGCGGCCAGGCCCGACCCGGGGAGCGCCCCUGGAGCUGCUGGGGGGACCGGAGCUCGCCGACCUGGUGGCAUCGCUGCCCGGGUUCCUGCUGGCCGUAACCCGCGAGGGGAAGCUGGUCGGGGUCACCGACAACGUGGCGCAGCACCUCGGCCACUCCAUGGUGGACCUGGUGGCACAAGGGGACAGCAUCUACGACCUGCUGGACCCGGCCGAUCACCCCCUGGUGCGGCACCAGCUGAGCCUGCCCGGGCCCCCCCAGGCAGAGCGCCUCUUCCGCUGCCGCUUCACCACCUCCCGCGCCUCACGCCGGCCGAGCGCCGGCCGCAAGCUGGUGCUGCUGCGGGGACGCUUCCAGGACCCCCCCGGGCCCCCCGGUGCCACCCCCGGGCUCUUCGUGGCCUUCUGCGCCCCCCUUGACCCCCCGCCCUGGCCCUGCCCUGACUGCCUCCUGCUGCCGGCCUUCCAGAGCCGCCACGCCCGCGACCUCGCCCUGCUGGACAUCUCCGACAGUGUCCUGGUCCACCUGGGCUAUGGCCGUGGGGAGCUCCUGGGCCGCUCCUGGUACCGCCUGCUGCACCCCGAGGACCUCGGCCACGUUGCCCGCCAGCACCUGCGCCUCGCUGGUGCAGGGCCGGAGGCGCGGGGGGAGGUGGUGACACGGCUGCAGCGCAAGGACGGCCUGGGCUGGACGUGGGUCUACGCCCGGCUGCGCCCUGAGGGGCCGGCCCUGCUCGCCCACAACUUCGUCAUCAGUGAGGCUGAGGCCUGGUGCCUGCGGCAGCAGCUGGCGGCCGAAGCCCCCCCAGGCCCCCCAGAGCCAUUCGGGCCCGGCCUCAGCUUCCCCGGAGCUGGACAGGACCUCGGGGCCGGCACCGGGCCCAGCAUCGACCUCGGCGUGGGGCCCGGCCUGGGCGAUGACGUCGGAGCCAACGUUGGCCUCGGCCUUGGGGUCAGCGUCGGGUGUGGCCUUGGAGCCGACGUCGGACACAGCCUGGGAGCCGCCCUAGGCGCCGGCGUGGAGCCCGGCCUGGGAGCUGGCGUUGGGCCCGGCCUUGGGGCCAGCAUCGGACACGGCCUGGGAGGCAACGCCACGGCCACCGUUGACCCCGGCCUUGGGACUGGCGUUGGACCCGGCCUUGAGGCCGCCAUUGGACACGGCCUUGGUGCCAAUACUGCGGCCACCACUGACCCCGGCCUUGGGACUGGAAUCGGACACGGCCUCGGAGGUAACACCGCGGCCACUGUUGACCCUGGCCUUGGGACUGGCGUUGGACCCAGCCUUGGGACUGGCAUCGGACACGGCCUGGGAGGCAGCACUGCGGCUACUGUUGACCCUGGCCUUGUGGCCGGCGUGGCACCGAACGUUGGCCACGCUCUUGGAGACACUGUUGGCCACAGCCUCGGCUCAGACACCGGCAUCGGCCUCGGCGUGGGAAGCGGCAUCAGAGUGGACGUUGGGCUGGGCGUGGCGGCCGGAGCCAAUGUGGGCCCCACCCUCGGGGCUGAUCUCGGAGCCGCCCUCGGAGCUGGGGACGACAUCGGAGCCACUGGCGGGGCUGAGGUGGCCCCGGGCAUCGGGGCGGGAGUGGCCCUCAGCAUCGGCGCCAACAUCGGGCCCAGCCUGGGCGGCAGCGCCAUCAGGGCCAGUGUCGGGCUGGGCAUCGGCGCCACUGUCGGCCCCACGCUGCCCCCGGACAUUGGAGUGACUGUUGGGGCCGGAGUCAGUGCCGGGGUCGGCCUUGGCCUCGGUGCCAACGUUGGAGGCGGACCUGGAGUUGGACUCGGCCUUGGAGCCGCCCUCGGAGCCAACGUGGGCUCAACUCUUCCGUCUGGUGCCAGGCCCGGCGUGGGACUGGCCGUGGGCGCCACCGUGGGAGCCAACGCCAGCUCUGGCCUCGGACACAACAUUGGACUCACCGUCGGGGCUGGUGUCAGCUCCGGCCUGGGACUCGCUGUGGGAGCCAACGUGGGCUCCGGCCUCAGCUCCGGAGUUGGACUCACAGUCGGAGCUGCCCUCGGGCCUGAGAUGGACAUUGGCCUGGGAGUCGGGGCUGCUGUUGGCACCGCUCUUGCACCAGACAUCGGCCCCACUGCUGGACUCGGCCUCAGCUCUGACCCUGGCUCGGACAUUGGCGUUGGCCUGGCGGUCGGAGCAGCCAGCAGCUCUGGCUUGGGUUCCGCACUGGGCUUCGCCGUGGGAGCCGCGCUCGGAGCGGGCACCUGCCCCGGCCUGGGGCCAGACAUCGGCGCUGACCCCGCUCUCGCUGACCCCAGCCUCGGACUGGGGUCCGGCCUCAGCCUUGGCCCUGGCGCCGCCCUCGGAGCCACCGUGGCCCCCCUGGGCCCCCCACUCGGCCUCGGCCUCGGCGUCCGCCUGGCGCCGGGGCUGGGGGUCCCCGAGACCCCCGGGGGGGGCACCGAGACCUGGACGCCGCCCUACACCCCCCGACAGGCCCCCCCCUUUGCCUUCGGGCCCCCGGAGCCCCCCGAGGCCACGGCCGAGAAGCUCCCGCCGAGCCCCGAGAGCCCCGGGGGGGUCUCCAGGGGGACCCCCGGUUCUCUGCUGACCCCCGAGACGUCGCCGCCGCCGCCGCCGUCCGCGACCCCCGCGGGGCCCGCCCUGCGCCGGCUGCUCCAGGGCUUGGCCGCCGCCGCCAUCGCCACCCGGGGGGGCCCCCGGCGCUCCUCGGGGGGGACUCCCGGCCCCCGGCUGGUCCCCCCGCCCCGGUCGCCCCGCGACCCCUUCUCUGAGUUGUAUCAACUCCCCCAGAGCCGCCUCCAGGACGCCUUCCGCAAAGCCGGAAGCCAGCGCGCCCCGUCGUUCUGAACUAAGUCUGUGACGCGACUUGCCCCCAGUAUGGCAUAUUGUCAUUGUCACCCCGGCCCGGAGCCAGCGCCCCCCGGCCCGGCCGCCCCCCGCCGCCCCCCCGGGGCCGCUCGUGCUAAUUUAACUCGUAACGAGUCUCUAAGGUAAUUGGGGGGGGGCUGGUGGCCCCCCCCUCCCCCAGCCCGGACGCUUGGGGACCGUCCCUCGUGUCCCCUCCCUCCCCCCUGUCCCUGCCCCCCCCCACGCCACGACCCAAAUUUGGGGAUUGUCCCUUGUCGCCAAAAUUUUUUUGGGUCGCUGGGUGGGGGCUUGGACCCACCUGUAGGAGCCUGUGGCCCCCCCUUGCCCCCCCCGAGUGUCCUUGUCCCUUGUCACCCACCUCGUCCCUGUCACCCCUCACCCCCCCACCUCGGGGUCUGCAUUUUUGGCAGAGUCGCCCCCAAAAUUGUGUCCCCUCCCGCCCCUGUGGGUGUCAUCCUCAAUGUCCCCAACGUGGGGGACCAAGGCACGAUGUGGCUUGAUGUCCCCAGUGUCCCCAGUGAUGUCCCCAACGUCCCCCCGAGCCAUGGGGCUGAGGCACAAUGUGGCUCGAUGUCCCCAGUGUCCCCAACCAGUGACCUGACGUCCUCGUUGUCCCCAACAUGGGGGACAUCAACACCGCUUCCCCCAAGCCAUUGGGCUGGGACAGGUCAUGGCUCGAUGUCCCCAAUGUCCCCAACAUCCCCCAAGGGACCGCGAGACAUCGUGGCCUGAUGUCCCCGACAUCCCCAACUUCCCCAACUUGAGGGACUGAGACACAUCGUGACUCAGUGUCCCCGAUGUCCCCAACGUCCCUGGUGUCCCCAAUGCCCCCGAUGUCCCCAAUGUCCCCAACGCCCCCACCCCGAGAAACGUCGCAGCGCGAUGUCACCGAGCCCAAGGCACCGAGACCCGGCACAACUCGAUGUCCCCAACGUCCCUGAGGGACACGGGCACCUCGUCACCGCUGUGACCCCUGGGACCGAGACGUCCCCAACGUGUCCCCAGUGGACGCCACCUGAAUGGACUGAGAUGACCCAGCCUGACGUCCCCAAUGUCCCCGAGGGACGUGGGCACCUCGUGACCGCCUCAGCUGGAGGGACCGAGACAACUCAUGGCUUGAUGUCCCCAAUGUCCCCAAGGGACGAGGGACUUGCUCAUCGUCACCCUGGAUCAAAGAGACUGAGACACCCAAUGUCCCCAACCCCACGGACUGAGACUUGUGACCUAACGUCCCCAGUGUCACCGAUGUCCCUGAAGGAUGUGGGACAUCGUCACCACCCCGGGUCAAAGGACUGAGACCCCCACGCCCUGAUGUCCCCAAUGUCACUGAUGUCCCCAAAGGAUGGAGGACAUUGUCAUCGUCCCAGCUCAAGGGACCGAGCCCCACCAUGUACCCCAAUGUCCCCACCAUGGGGGACUGGCCCCUGCUGUCCCCAACGUCCCCCACAUCCUCAGCCGAGGGACAGACAGGGGGUGGCCCCACAGCCCCCGUGUCCCCAAUGUCCCCAGUGUCCCCUGGAGGCCCUGUGGCCCUGACAAUAAAAGUGUCCCCCACGGUC
Molecule: messenger RNA, 4574 nt
Organism: Corvus hawaiiensis (hawaiian crow)
Lineage: Eukaryota; Metazoa; Chordata; Aves; Passeriformes; Corvidae
Product: fibroin heavy chain-like
Exons: 8
Coding region: 1-2994 (997 amino acids)
Biological process (GO): regulation of transcription by RNA polymerase II
Molecular function (GO): DNA-binding transcription factor activity, RNA polymerase II-specific; RNA polymerase II transcription regulatory region sequence-specific DNA binding; protein dimerization activity
Source: RefSeq, a predicted model, not a curated record